Messenger RNA from Chlorocebus sabaeus (green monkey), 2592 nucleotides. It is a transcript of the gene OR2AK2, whose product is annotated as olfactory receptor family 2 subfamily AK member 2. Gene Ontology annotation, molecular function: olfactory receptor activity; G protein-coupled receptor activity. The record is from RefSeq and is a predicted model, not a curated record. Gene Ontology annotation, cellular component: membrane. Gene Ontology annotation, biological process: G protein-coupled receptor signaling pathway. NCBI's taxonomy places the organism in Eukaryota, Metazoa, Chordata, Mammalia, Primates, Cercopithecidae.
UGUCAUGUCACAUAUAUGAGAAAAUUGAAUCAGUGAGUGAUUUUUAACAGGUAAACACAGCUUGUCUAUCAUCUUGAAUAUAUUUACAAAGUAAAACAUAACUUGUUCAGACAAAUAAUCUAAAUACUCUAUUUUAUUUUCAUUUUAUAUUUUAUUCUGCAGUCAGUAAACACACUUAUUUUCAUAUCAUCAUUUGUAAAAUGGGAAUUUUUCUAUGGAUACAUUCCAUAUGAUGAAUAGGAGAGAUAUAAAUUCAUCCUAAAGACAGUCCAGAUAAUUCUAUUGUAUUUAGUAUUGUCAUUUUGCUUUCUCUUAAAGGGCAGUCAACAUUAUUACAUGAACGUUUCAGAUGUCAUCUGCUUUGAUAUUUUGGUUUCAGCCAUGAAAGCAGAAAAUCAAAGUUUUGGGACAGAUUUUCUACUUGUUGGUCUUUUCCAAUACGACUGGACAAACUCUCUGCUCUUUGUCAUCAUUGCCACCCUCUUUACAGUUGCUCUGACAGGAAAUAUCAUGCUGAUUCACCUCAUUCGGUUGGACACCAGACUCCACACUCCAAUGUACUUUCUGCUCAGUCAACUCUCCAUCAUUGACCUCAUGUACAUCUCCACCACUGUGCCCAAGAUGGCGGUCAACUUCCUCUCACAGAGUAAGACCAUUACAUUUAUGGGCUGUGAGAUUCAAGCGUAUGUGUUCUUGGCCCUUGGUGGAACUGAAGCCCUUCUCCUUGGUUUUAUGUCUUAUGAUCGCUAUGUAGCUAUCUGUCAUCCUUUACAUUAUUCUAUACUUAUGAGCAAGAAGAUCUGCUGUCUCAUGGUUGCAUGUGCAUGGGCCAGUGGUUCUAUCAACGCUUUCAUACAUACAAUGUAUGUGUUUCAACUUCCAUUCUGUAGGUCUCGGCUCAUUAACCACUUUUUCUGUGAAGUUCCAGCUCUACUGUCAUUGGUGUGUCAGGACACCUCCCAUUAUGAGUAUACAGUCCUCCUGAGUGGACUUAUUAUCCUGCUGCUACCAUUCCUGGCCAUUCUGGCUUCCUAUGCUCGUGUGCUUAUUGUGGUAUUCCAGAUGAGCUCGGGAAAAGGACAGGCAAAAGCUGUUUCCACUUGUUCCUCCCACCUGAUUGUGGCAAGCCUGUUCUAUGCAACCACUCUUGCUACCUACACGAAGCCACACUCCUUGCGUUCCCCUACACGGGACAAGGUGGUGGCAGUAUUUUACACCAUCAUCACACCGCUACUGAACCCAUUUAUCUAUAGCCUGCGAAAUAAGGAAGUCACAGGGGCAAUGAGAAGACUGUUGGGAUAAUGGAUAUGCCAUAGAAAAUAUGACUUCAGAGUCUUGUAUUGAUUGAGCAUUAACAACAUUAAAAGCUAUUCCUGAAAACGAUCUGGAAAGAUGUAAAUAAAUGUUUUCUGUAUAGAAGUCGCAAAAACAAUGUUUAUCACACUUGUUUAACUUCUAAAGCAGUAGAAUUCAGCCUUCUCAACCCAGUGUUACCCUGGCAUUUUAAUAUUUUGACUUGCCCUCUUGAAUAUCUGAAAUGUGAACCAUGAAAAUAAAAUCUACCCAAACAUUUAACAUCAAGAUAAUCUAUAUAACAACCAAAGUUAAUAGAGAGAAAAAUGCAGAAUACAUUCAUUCAUUCAUGCACUCAGGUGUUUCAAUGCCUUAAUUUUGUAUGUGACACUGUUACAGGGACUGGUCUUGUGAGAGUAAAUAAAAUAAAAGCUGACAGAAAUCUCUGCUGAUCAGCAACCUUAAUUCUGUCUGCCACCUUAGUUUCCCUUUGCCAUAGAAGCUGACAUAUUCACAGUUGCUAGAGGUUAGGACAUGUGGACCUCUUUGGUGGGCCAUUUUUCUCUCUAUGUGUUUAAUGUUUUGUGCAAUGGUAUAUGUUUAACAGAAGAACACCAAGGCCAACUCCUAGCAACACUGAGGCCCAACCGAUACCACCUGGUCAUCCCUGAAUUGCAGGAAUGGCUUUCCCCAGGUGAAUAAUACUCAACUGAAGAAUCUUUAAUUUCUUCACUUAGACCAUGUGUACCUUUCUGAACAUGUGUUUCCUUUGGAUUUGUUUUCCUAUCAUGAUUUCAUUUUAUUUUAUCCAUCUAUGUACUUCAAUAACAUUUAAAAUAUAAUUACUUCAAUAACACAUUUUAAUUUAGUACUAAGAAUUAUGAAAACCAGGAUUUCAGUGAUUGAUGGUAUGCUAUUGCAUUAUGUAACAAAGAGUGCUCCCUAGUUAUGCUUUUAGAUGUUCACUAGGAGGGUAACAACAUCACAUCCUAAACACUUUUCAGUAACCAAGUGCUACGCAAACUCAGAAAGCAUAUUUUUCUAAUUAACAUAAACACACAAAAACGUUAUUCAAUGGUUUAAGCAAGUACCAUUGUGUUAUCCUCAUUAUACAGACCGAGACCAAAGUUUAUGGUGGUUAAGAACUCCAUGAACAACUCACUGGUCAAUAGACAAAUCCUGACAUGAACUCAUAUUGCCUGAUUCUCAGAUUCCUCCCAAAUUAAUGACUCUUUUAGAUUUAAUAAUUCGGAACAGUGUAAAAAAAUUCUUUUUAGUAAAAAUUAUGUUUACUCGCUA